UUUCUACUGUCAGUCUUGCAGAGAUUUGUUCCGGUACUUUGCUACACAUAAUGCACAGCAAGUACCGGAACAAAUCUCUGUUUACUUUAAAUGUUUACAACAGUGACAGCCUGGUUUGUGACCUCCUUGUAGCAGGUUGUAGUGGUUAACACUUUAAUGUUUCGCACAUUCGAGUUAUUCCUAUCUGGAAAGUAGGAAAUGUUCGUGUUUAAAUUCGUAUAAUAGAGAACGCAGAAAGUAGAACCCAUUUUAUUCAUAAUUAGGAAGUGCACUAGCUCUUGUUAUGGAUUUUUCAUUUCUUUCAAAAUCUGAUGAAAUUAUUGGUUAGCAGAGCGUGCUACUUUGUAUACAACUGACUAAUGUUGUUUUGAAAAUAAAUAGCAGUAUAUGUACCUGUGGACAUUUAAAUUUGUUGUUACAUAAGCCAAUUAUGUAAUAACUUGUAAGAUUGCAGAACAGAACACAUGAUAUUGGACGUGGUGGAUAUUAUGACACAUUUGCCAAAUGUUAGACUUUAUACCCCUGGACACCCAUAAGGUUUAUAGUUUGUGUUUGUGACAGAAAUAUAAAGAAAGUGAAAACACAUUCUUCAUGUAUAAAUUAACAUGACUUUACCUAGCAAAAUUCAACAACUGUGGGAACUUUUUGUUCAAGCAGAGCAUUCAUCAUAUGAGAAACAAGCAUGGUUGGACAUUUUUCUGGCAGAAUUCUUGGCUCAGAUGAAAGAAGGCAAAUGUUGUGAAGAGAUAUUGUCAUUUUGUGCAUCUGGGGGCAUAGCAACUUUGAUUGGAUGUGAGUUACUAUCUGAUGUGCACAAAAUCUGCUCAUUACCUGGUGAUGGAGAAGAUUUAUCUGUCUUGCGCAAACACUUUCUGCAGGGACGUGGUUGGCGCAGUUUGGCAGCACUGCAGUAUCUUGGGGUUCAGAACCUGUCAUGUGGACGGGAAUUGGCAAGCCUGCUUAUUUCUCUCUAUCCUAUGUGUCUUCAGAAACUGGGCCCGGAUCAGAAAGAUAACAUGAUAGUGGAAAACACUUUUAUUACAUUUUCCAAGGAUUCUUGUAGCAUGGAAGAUAUCCCCAGGAUAAGAACUCCUCCAAAGACAAAGGCUGUUCGUAUGGUGCAACAAACCUUGUGCCCUCCGGUAAGAGCCGAAUUCAUGCGAAGUCACAGUAACACGUCGACCAAGACAAACCGAUCUGGUCGUCGUAUUAGGACGCCGGUGAAAGGUGGUACAUCACCGGUAGUAACAGUUGGUGGCGUAAGUGGAGAUACAACAGACGCUACUAGUGAUUGUGAGCAUUUUCCUGGAGCUGAGAACUAUCUGGAUCAGCUGAACAAAUCGAGCACCACGCUUAGGAUCUAUCUGGACCCAAUGGACUUUGACUACUUUACAUCAGUGGUACGAAGUGAAGAUGAAUCUAGACUGGACAGACCUGACUAUGCCCCCAGUAGAAGACGUCUUCCUGGAGGAAGAAGUGACAGAAUUCCAGAUUCCAGAAGGUCUCUUAGUCCAACUGACUUUGAGGAUUCAAGGAUUAAAGAAGUUUUAUCUUCAGAGAUUCACAGUUAUGAGUUUUUUCGUCUCGUGGUUGACUUGCUGAGGAGCCUGUGUGGGGCAGAGCUAAAUAGCAUCUCUAUAGUGACAGCCAAUGGACAACACAUUUCCCUGCAGGCUGUUAACUUUGCUCUGGAGAACUUAUGUGCGCUGCAGUUCGGAGGCAGCGCAAACGUCAGUCUAGUCGCAACACAAGUUGCUGAGCUGAAGGCGGCGAUGACUCGUCUCCUGCUCACAGCGUUAGAAAAGGUUUUAUUACACCCCGAUGCAACUACGACCGCUAUCCGCAAUGGUUUGUUGCCUGUAAUGCUGAAGGUGUUGGAAGAUGCUGUUAGAAAAAUAGAUGUUGCGAAACCAGACUCAGAGGAAACGUGUUUUGAUAAUCUGCAGACUAUUAAUAAUUUACUGCAAGAAUUUGUGUUUGGGACGGCGUAUGGCAUCCUCAUCUUUCUGUACUGUCUUCUGUUGCAACGUUCAACUGUCGACAAGUUUCAAGACUUCCUGCAAUUGUUCCAGUUAUUUGCAGAGAGCCACGGAGGACGACUUGUUGAAAAGACUGUCGUUUCUCUGCUCUCUCUGUCCAAUGUAGAAGCAAAGUUAUCUACGUCCAGAGCAAAGAAGGUGAUUGACCUGGUUGGUCAACUUGUUAUUGCCCUGAAGAAGGUCCGUGGCGAGAUCAUUCAUUCUCAUGAUUGCCGGCGAGCCAGACACAAACGAUGCAUGAAUCAAGCCUCAGGUGGACUGCAGCAUCAUUAUGACUUACUCGGUGGACCAUUUAGCCCCACUUUGGUUGGCCCUCGACAACCCACGUGUUCUGUUGCGUCUCUCUUCAUGGUUCUAGUUCGUAUCCUGACGGGGUCUAGUUCGACACUGAACAUCCGCCCACAUGUUCUGCGAGUGAUGACCUUGUGUGGGACAUGCUGCUGUUUUCCACCCAGAAGCCUCAUCAGUCCAUUGAUAGAUUUAUUUAAAAAUGGUACCAGUGGUAAAGUUAGAAUACUGGGUUUUGCUUUAUUGGAAAGAACCAUCUAUUUGGAACUGGGUGCCAUCUCCAGUCAGGAGUCUGCCAUUUCUUGUGUUUUCUGCAAUGGAAAUAUUAUCUCAAAAUCAACUUUCUCUCCUAAGGCUGAAUAUUCAGCAGAGGAAUUGCAUUGUGAAAGAGUUGUUCAAAGAAAAAAUGAUCAUUGUUCAUCAGAUGGCAAAAGUUCUACAUGUAUAGACACGGAAAAAAUUGACACUGAAGUGGAAACGGUGUCAAAGAGCCGUUGGGAAUGUUUAGAACUGUAUCGUGAACUUGUGCAGUCUUCUGACACCAAAGUAAGCCAUACCAUCAUAUCCCAUCUUCUCAAAGUUGCGCCACGUUUCAUUCCUUCUGUUAAGCAUCGUUUACUGUUUAAAGUCUUCUACCCUAUUUUCAUUGCUGCCAAAACACAUUUGUUUGAAUCCCCCACUUCUAAUGACAAAAUCUCAAAUGCCAAAUUUAAAAUCUUUUAUUGUCUGUCUGCAUUCUCUUCCAUAUUGUCUGGAAAUACCGCGUUUGCCGAAGAGUUUGUCGUGCAGUACGACGGGCUGGAUCACAUUAUGCAACUUAUAUCUUUGCCGUCAUUCGCCAAGCUCUGUUGUUCCAUUCUAGAAGUCACAUCUGUCGUUGAGAUUUGGAAACUGGAGUUUGAAUCUGGGGACACCGGGAAUGACAUAGGGAAGUUGCCCUCGUUGCAUGUGCUUCAAGAAGCUGUUCAGUCAGCCACUACUCGCAUUUUGUCCGCUCUUGGCAUUAAUAAUCCAAUAAAAUAUCCACACGGAACUAAUACAGAGUCUAGUUGCCAUGAUUCAGUAGGAAAUGUUCUGGAUAGUAAGAAGACUGACGAAGUAAAUGAAAUAAUGCCGAUAAAUGAAGAAGAUAAGAUUUUACUGGAGAAUAUCCGUCUUGAAGUCAAGGACAGAUGUAAUAUGUGUGACGCAGCUGACAGACAGAACAGGGAAAGUUACAUGCAGUUACUAUCAAUUGUGUGCAUAUUCUGGCGAACGUGUGCCAACCUUGUACUAUGCAGUCCGCAGUACAGAGACCAUUUCUCACAAAAUCAACUUGCUCAGGAUGGAUUUGUACUUCUUCAGGUCUUGCUUGAUAGAGUGACAUCCAAGCAGCAACCAGGUAUGAAAGUGGAAGACUGUCCGAUUGCAAGCCACUCAGAAAGUCACUUGUGCAUCAAAGUGAUUGAAUACACGCUCAUUGUAAUCCUGACAGCGCCACCGGUUCUCAGUGAAACAGGUGUGCCAGUGAGCAAUGAAUCUGUGGUGGAAUGUCUGCAGAGAGCUCUGCUCAGUGUGGAUGUAGACCGCAGUGUUAACAUGCGACAGCUGUGCGAUGUGUUGCUCAGAUGUGCUGUCGCAAAGGGGUGCCACGAACAAACGUUACCUCUCAACAAGAAGCCGAAGUUUCCUUCGCCGUUGGCUGGUGUUGGCGGUGGUGCCGCGUGGGAUGAGGGUAUGUCCGAAGGCGAAGACGAGGAUGAAGCCGAGGCAGGGGAUGGAAGUGAGGGGGGAAGUGAGGCGUAUGUGACAGCAGACGAAGGUUAUGAGGCAGAUGUAGAAGUUCUGGAAGUUUCUGGUACAAGUGUGACCAACUGUGUAAGCGUCGGUGAUAUCGGAGAAGAAUCAAGUAGUUCAAUUGCCACCACGACCGCUCUGGCAACUCCCGUCUCUGUAACGCCCGGCGUAUUGAAUCUGGUUCGAGUUCCUCAUGACAUUGCACAUCCUUCACUCUGUCUUCUGGCUGUAGAACUUCUUGUUCAUCUCAACAGAAGGUAUUACGACAUGCCAGUUGAAGCCGCGGCUUCGUACCCUGAUCGACCAGCCGAGUCAACACAUCUUCAGGGCUUGGUUCACUGUUUGCAGCGGCUCGUUGCUUUAUGUCGUGAUAAUGUACACAACUGCCUUCUGCUGGCAAACAGUGAUCUCAUGAUGAAGUUACUCAAAGGGUUCACUCCCAUCCUGUCUGUCAGCGAAACUAAAUUCAGUGAGUUGCAGCGGAUCACCCUGGAGCUUGUGACACUCCUUGCUUGCUACAACAUCAGUCCCAAAGAGCUGUCCUUGUAUCUUAACAUUUUUAAGUCAGAACAUCCUCCACUGGGACCUCUGUUGACGGCGCUUACUACUCUCGUAACUAGUAGCCGUGCACAACCGAACUACAUUCUGUGCUUCCCGGCAACAGCAGAAGCAUAUGUUCCUGCACCCAACAACAGAACGUCAGGAUCAAACAGUCCUACUUCUGAUAGUCCCACAGGAGAUGGUAACGGAGCUGGAAACCUGGCUAGAACACUUCAUCAGCAGCAUAGAAGAGCAGGUGUAAGGUCUUCGUGGUCUCAGUGUGCUUUGUCACUUCCCUUAAACGCAGACUUGGGAUGGUCACUGUGGCUUCAGGGUUUCUCCCUCUCGUUGUGGUUACGAAUGGAACACGGAAACAGUGGCGUGGCUCCUGACCUGACUCGAACAGCCUCAUUUUCUGCUGUCUCAGACAGUAGUUCUGUAUCAGAUUGGGGUGUUACUUCUGAUGGUACUAAAGAUCACGUUUACCAUGGAGCAGUUGGUGCGUCUGCAGUUCGAGUAAAGCCAGUCACUAAGGAGUCAACAUUUCAUAUAUUUUCUAUUGGUUAUGAAGCACUUGUUUUGGAAGCCUGGUUGGAUACUAGUGUUGGUACGGUAACACUGAAACUGACUCGAUCAGACCCUCGAGCAUGCGAGAUUUUAUCGGAAGCAGCAGUCGAGGGACUUCUGAGUGCAGGACAGUGGCAUCAUUUAGCUGUUAAUGUCUGUGACUACAUGCGUGCUAGGAAGACUGUUAUCGAGGUUACCCUAAUUAUGGAUGGUUGGCAGGAAGCAAAAGUCCUGCUUCCGUUCACCGGCCUCCUGGUUCGAAGAACUCGAGCUACGUGUCUGCUGCUGGGUCAUUCCAUAGGCGCAUUGGAUUCAGAAUGUUGUUCUGGGUCCUGGUAUCUGGGUAGUGUUAUGGUGUUCAGGAGCCCUGUAUUUACCAAGCAGCGGGCUGUGUACCUGGUGGGACUGGGCCCCAACUACACUAACCUGACUGACUGUGCUGACGUAGAUAAGCUCAGUCCCAAUUUUACAUCUGUGUUUGGACCCAAGACAUUGUUCUGUGGCAUUGACUGGGAUGCCGUUCUCGACGGGAACAAGGGAAAUCUGAAAGAACUGCAGGAUAAUUUACUCCUGAUUUACUGUGCCCAGAAUCCUAAGGUGGUCAGUGUUUAUCCGCAAGUGGUAACUAAUCCUGGAGGAGUAGUUGGUUCUCUUUUCCCGGGGCAACCGGGGUUUCGUGUGGUGACUUUAGAUCAGCGAGCCAGUCAGCAGUUGCCUCUGUCGUUAAGUCCUACGCUGCUGGCGCCGCUCAACUCCCGCCGCUACCAGGGCCUAGUAGCUGCUGCAUCCAUCUUGGGUGGCACACCCGUGUUUCUUUUCCUCUUUGCUAGGGUGGUUGAGCUGAAGGUUUCUCAAGAGUACCAGGCUCGCACGCUGUUUCUUUUGCUGAAGCUUGUUCAGAGUGACAGUGAGUUGUUCUCGCAGUUUGUGAACCAGGACUGCCACAAACUACUCCUUAAAGUUCUGCAGUCACCAAGAUGUGUAGCUGGACAUCACAUGCUCAAGGCUGUUCUGGACACCUGCUGUGACAAACCUGUCCUCCAGUACCAGCCAGGUCCUCGUCGGUUCCACAUAGCAACUCGUUCUGAUGCAGUUAUUGUCAAUUCGUUUUUGUUGACAACUAUAGUUGGUUCAUGGCGUGACUGGGAACGUGCUGCCAAUAAGGAAGAAGAUUGUACCUUUGAUGAGGAAGGCGGCGGCGUUCUGGGCACGUUGUUCCGAACGCUGCACGUUCUGUUGCGGGAUGACCAUCCAUAUCGUGAAUUUAAUGCUGCCCAGUUGAAUCGUGUGCGAAUGGUGGAAGCUCUUCUUCUCUUUUGCAAGGAACGAUUUCUGUACGAAGAGACAAUUCAGCUCCAUAUAUCUGUUUGCUGUUCGCUGGUGGAACUGAUCCGUUCAUUAAUGGGUGCGCCACCGGAGUUCUCUCACAUCGUGGCAGUUACUGACUUCCUCGUCCUGUUGCAUCGGGCAAGCGCCACCUACAUUACGCAUUUGCGGUCCAGUUUCUACUUUCUUCUUUCUCCAACACCUCCAAACAACCCUCUUAAUCUCAGUGGAACUGGCAGUGCCCUCAGUACCAAGCCUGGACCAUCACCAAGACCUGUUGCUCACGGAAAGACAGGUGGCAACCGUGCAGCUAAAUCAAAAUCUGGAAGGAAGGGUUCAAAAGAUACGAAAGAGAUUGACUUUGCUCAGCCUGUGGAUCCUCAGAAAUUAAAUAAGGCUUUAACAAAUUUGCAGAUUAAACAAAACUCUCUAGAUGGUGGAAAUGUAGAUUCUCAGUUUACAGCUGAAAAUAUACAAAGUGUGGUUGAAGUAGCAUCAACACAGCUUGUUGACAGCAACCGAGCUGCAGACAAUGUUGACUCUGGAAUCGCAGGAAGUUACCGAGAAACCAAUAGUGACAUAGGAAGUUUGGAAGGCCACAGGAAGGCUGGCAGCUGCACAGACACUGCUGACAAAUUAAUAGCUUGUGCAGAGCAGACAACAUUCUUCUCACCCACUACGGACAGAGGAGGGGAAGGGGGGUUAACUUUCAAGGAGACCGGGGGGUCAGAGGAGGAAAAAGAGAAGUUUACUACUGAAACAGGGAUGAAAGAACCUGCAGUUAGCCCAUGGCGCGAUGGUGAACUUACUGAAGACGCACAAGAAAUGAUGAAAGAUGCUGAACCAUACGUUGCUGUUGGUGAAGGAGAGAAAGGACUUGUGGUGGAAGGACUCCUUCUGUUACUUCGUGACACACUUUUAAUUCUCCCUGACAACAUGGCUCAUCAGGUCUUGAAUCACGUGGUUAAGGCUGAAUUCCUGCUCGUCAUGGCGAAUCAUUCUGAUUCCCGUGUUCGUAUGGCUGUUGUUAAGGUGCUGUCAGCAUACUUACAGCGCUCGACUGAUGAGGAAAUUAACAAGUUCCUUAAAUUGAAGGGUUUCCAUCAGCUGGCAAAUCAGCUAAGCUUGUUUCCUGCAUCGCUGGAGCUGGUUGAAGCUUGUGUGUCGCUGGUGACACGCUGCAAUGUAGCGCUGGAAGAACAGACUGAGGUGCCAUCUCUGUCUGAGCUCUCAUUCCUACAACUCAACAGCUUUCCACCCCUGCUGGCUCUGCUCCCCAGAGCUGUUCACGAUGUCGCUCUUACUCAUAAUAUGAUUCUCUUCCUGCGGGAUGUGUUUGCUAAGGUACCAGAGUCGUUUCGCCCGUUGCUGGACUGUGGCCUUUUGGAAGUUUUAGCUCGCACGGUAGUUGCAGUGGCACACCAAGCCCCUCAGACCACUGACUUAUGUGGAAUUUCAGAACAGGACAUUCUAUUUGGUGACAUACACGUGUUCUUGGUGACACUCUCAGCUCAUGUUCUGCACACUCCUGGUGCUCACCACAUGCAGGUACUUAAAGACAUUCAACUACAGCUUAGCUAUUUGGAGAAGGUUGAGCGUAUCACAUGUGGUACACGUGGUCGCUGUGUGCGUGCACUUAGAGAGGCUCAGUGUGUUCUGUUAGAAGGAGAAUUGGAUGUCAUUCAGGACAUGAUAACAUUUUUGCAGCAACCAUCUGGCACAAAGCUCAUUAAUACCACCACCUUCCUGACAUCAGUACUUUCGACAAGUUACGAUGCUGAACAGACAUUAGGUGGUAGUUUGGAAUUGCAGGGUUUUACAAAUUGUGGCUCAAAUCCUGUCAAAUCAAGUUUCCAGAGUUCAGCUUGUAAUGGGAAGUACGGCGGUGGUAAUGGGCUAAUCAGCGCAAUAAGAGAAGUUCCAAGAGGAGAAAUCAAUGACCGCUUCAAAACAGUGAUCGCAAACUCUGUUGAUUUUCUUAUUAAUGUAGAACAGACAGAUGGAUGCAAUAUGCCAGGUUGCAGUGUGGAACUGAGCUAUGCUCGUCGACUAUUUGCCACAGUAUUGCAAGGUCUGAGCUCGGUUCUUGAGAAACGAAGCACAGGUCAGCGCGGCACUUGGGUUGCUGUCAUGUGGGCUGUACGAGACCUGCUGAGAAUACAGGCAGCACAUCUUCUGGUGUGGCUGCUGUCACCAUACCAACCUGUUAAAAUAAGAACCUUUGUUGUGCACACGCUCCGUACCGAGUCUCAGUGCAAGGAACUGCUGUCCAACAUUCUGCAUACACAUGCACAGAAUGAACAGAAGUUCACAGUGUUUCUGUGGGACUUGCUCCAUAGAUGUUCUGGCCAGAUGUCGGGUUCUGACUUACGGGCUUGCCAAGACUUCAGCCAGCAGUUACAGUCCUGGGGUAUUACAAACCUUAUUUCUGGUGACCUUUGGGAGGAUGAGCUGAGGAUGUUACUAGCAGACAUGGACAAGCAGCGUCAACAGUACGAGAAACAGAAUGAGGGAGCUACUCAUCGGAGUGUGUUCAAGUUUGAAGGACUAAUGAAGACUGUUGCUGAAGCUGCCAUGAGCAUCACUCGUACCGUCGUGGAUGCACAAAAUGGUGAGCGUAAAGCGUUCAUGGAACACAUAAAGCAAGCGUACAGCGAGAAUGUGCAGAUUCGCAUCAAGUGGCAGAAGAUCAUUCAGCAGUUAUCGCACGAACGAGCUGUGUGGUUCUUUCCAGAUUCAUAUCCAAAAUCCUGGCAGUUGGAUGCCACAGAAGGACCUGCCAGAGUCAGGAACAGGUUGCAGAGGUGUCAUCUGAAUAUUGGCAGAAAAUACUUGAUGCCAGGAGCCCAGCGCAAGUUAGAUGCAGUGAAGAAUCCAGACCCAUUGUCGUACCUCUUUGAACAAGAUAAGAAAUCGUCGACAUCCUCUGUCCUCAUAGAACGCCUUCACACAAAUGAGAAGAUUCAGCACAUGUGCACAGCGAAGGUAAUCACACCUGCUAACGAGGUGCCAGGUGAGCUCCUGAUUGGCGAAAGCUGCCUCUACUUCGUGGCUGACGACAGUAUGCUGGAAACUGAUCUUGCUGAGGUGACGGCUGGAAGUUUGGAUGUAUCUUCCACUGCAUGGCCAUUUGAAAAUGUAAAGGAAAUACACAAUCGGCGCUUUCAGCUCCAAGAGAGGGGACUUGAAAUAUUUCUGCUGAGUGGAAAAACCUAUCUUGUGGCUUUCCAGUCAUCUAAAGAACGUGACAGUUUUGCUUGGGAACUGUCUCAGUGCCAGCUGCCAAAUCGGGUUACGGGUGACAACUUGAGUGACACGGUUCAGCUGUGGCGGGAAGGACUGCUCACAAACUGGGAAUAUCUCACACAGCUGAACAAGAUGGCUGGUCGUUCAUAUAACGAUCUAAUGCAGUAUCCUGUAUUUCCUUUUGUAAUUUCUGAUUACACUAGUCAAAUACUUGACCUUACUGAUCCGCAGGCAUACAGGAACUUCAAGAAGCCAAUGGCAGUCCAAGACAAGAAGAAUGAACAGCAUUAUAUCAACAAUUAUAAUUAUUUGAAACAGGAGCUUAUGGAAGGUCUCCAUCUGGUGGCUCUUAACCAGGAGCCAUACCACUAUGGCUCCCAUUAUUCCAAUUCAGGGACGAUACUCCACUUCUUGGUUCGUCUUCCACCCUUCACACGAAUGUUCCUCACUUACCAAGAUGAUAACUUUGAUAUUCCUGAUCGAACAUUUCAUUCUUUACAUACAACAUGGCGACUUACGAGCUCAGAUUCAACCACUGAUGUGAAAGAACUCAUUCCAGAGUUCUUCUUCCUACCGGAGUUCUUGCGGAAUUCGGAAGAUUUCAAUUUUGGAGUUCGUCAAAGUGGAGAGCGAGUAAACGAUGUUGAAUUGCCUCCGUGGAGCCAUGGUGAUGCCAGACGAUUUGUAUUAAUUCACCGUCAGGCACUUGAGUCGGCACAUGCCCGUGAAAACUUGCCUCUCUGGAUUGAUCUUGUCUUUGGAUACAAACAAACCGGCAAAGCAGCUGUUGAAGCCAUCAAUGUGUUUCACCCAGCGACGUACUGUGGUUUUGAUGUGGAGAAGAUACGUGACCCUUUGGAGAGGAAAGCAUGGAAAACGAUGGUACGAACUUAUGGACAAACCCCACGACAGCUGUUUCGUUCAGCUCAUCCAAUGGUGGUCCAGUCAUUGUCUUCCCGGACAUUGUCUUCAUCUGUGAGAGAAGUAGUUCCUGGUGUGAAAGGUUUGCUGUGGGGAAGUUAUGUCGGCUCCCUCGCCGACGCAGAUCCUGUAGUAGUGUGGAAGCACCAGCAUCGCACUCCAGUUGCCAGCCUUGUUCCUUUGCUAACUAAUGAUGUGUUUGGUCUAGCUCCACAGACGUCCAUUCUACUUAAGUACAGCAAAGAAAAGGGACUCAGCAUGGUAAAUGGUACCUCAGUGCUGGGGGCAGCGCUGGUAACAUGGGGUCACGCGGAUGGCGUUGUCAGAGUCAAGCUGAAGAAGGAGCAACCCCCAUGGCCUAUCGUGAAGUCGCCUGGCCUUGAUCCGAUCUGUACGUGUGCAAGUGUACCUGAUUGCAGUCAACUGUGGAUGGGACAUUGGUCGGGGAAACUGGCUGUAUAUGAAUAUAAGUUUAUGCCUGCCAGGGGUCAUCUGGAAUUCAAUAGUCAACCAGUGACACUUCUUGGGCAUGAAGGACCUAUUCAAAAUAUCUACAUCUGUUGUAGUUUCAGCAUUGUAGUUUCUGGAAGUCAAGAUGGAUCUGCAAUUAUCUGGGAUCUCAACAAUUUGUCAUAUGUGCGCUGCAUUUCUGGCAACAACAUGACAAUGCCAGUGAAUAUCGUGUCUGUGAGUGAGACCCUUGGGGACAUCGCGACAGUUAGCAGCGCUAAUUCUGGCAGUCUGGAUUCAGCAACAGGGGGCAGUUUGUUACGGUUGCAUUCCGUCAACGCAGUGCCGAUCGGGACUGUCUCUAUGGCAGAGUCUAUAACAGCGCUCUGUUUCUCUGGUGCACCAGAGGGUGUAUCUGUGAAUGUCAUAGCAGCCGGCUUAGCCACUGGAGCCAUUAGACUUUGGAGCACGUGGGAUCUGUCUCCAGUCCGAGAAAUUUCUACAAGUUUUAUUGCGCGUCCGAUCAUCAGUCUGACUUAUUCCCAGGAUGCACAGCAUCUGUACGCGUCAGCGGCGGAUGGGAGCGUCGUCAUCUGGGAAGGGGGAGGAGGUACAGGGUCAAAGGGCAUCAGCAAGACACCCAAGUUCCUCAAUCUCACAUCUUUGUGAGGCACAUUAAAUUAGUGCAAGAGCAGGAUUCAUCAAGAUGAUGUUUGUUCUUUAGAUCUGGAAUUCAGGAAUAUCAGUUAUAUAUAAUUAAUUUUACAAUUUGGAGUACAACCUAUGUUUUCUGUUAUUAUGUUCAGCUACUGUAACUUUUGUUAUCAGUCAUACAUUUUAUCAACAGCUUCCAUAUCCUAGAGACCAUCAGACUCCAUUUUUGAAAAUCUCAGUAUGUAUUUAUGCCACAGAUAUUUUAGUUUCCAAAGAUUUUUAAAGAUAAUAAUAUAGUAUAUUACAACAGCUCGAAGGUUUGAAAAGAUGAACUAAUACUUGGAUAUUCUCAUCUUCUGUGUGACUGAGGUUAUCUUGCAGAAUACUGAACCAUACCUAGUCUCUCCCUUACUGAUAAUAUGAGCACUUGCCUACGAGUUGUUUGAGUAAAAAGCAAAUGCGCUUGUGUUAUAGUGAGAUACCAGUGCUGAGAACACAGAGGUAUGAUACGACUGGAAAAUGAUAAUGACAAGUUGUAACUACGAAGAAAACAUCUUUUAUUAGUCUGUAAAAUACUUUCAUUGACUAACUUCAUGUAGCAAAGUUCUUCCUGAUUGGUUACUCACUUGUUAAAGGUAUUUCCCACCUCCCUGUUCACAACAGCCCACCAAUUCAGUGUUACAUUUUGUAAUAUACUAGUCUUUUAGGGUCAGGGAUUGUCAGGCUCCCAUUGAAUCUUGAGGACCUCCCCUUGUCAGCUGUCCAUCACUGCGUAUUCAGUAUAUUUACAACUGCCUCACAUGUGUGGAGAUCAUGCCUCAGUCUGCAGCCUGAGAACAUGCCGUGUUGACAAGGAACACGCUUAACGUCGUUAUAACUUCGCUGCACGCAUUUACGUGUGGAUGUGUUUCUCACAUCUGACAGAGUUGUGUUCUUCAACUGGAUUUAUGAAACGGAUGUUAUCAUUUGUGGCAUUUUCGUGUUUGGAUUCUUUGGAGAAGAUGGUCUAUACAGAUUUUUUUUUUUUUUUGUGAAAUCAGAUUUUUUAGUGCUCGUUAUAGAUGAGGUUUCCUUUAUGAUUUGUUUUGAUGACAGUUCUAAUUUUUCUUUUAUGUUCUUGUGGGUUGUGCCACUGUAUAGUGUUAAUAUUUGUCCCCUUUGGAAUACAAAUUGGGAAAGAAGUUUCUUCUAAUAUAUAUAUAGUUGACAGGAUAUCUCAGUGAUUCUAGCGACUAGGCUGUGGGCUAGAUUACCAGGAUUUAGUUCUUAUCAGGGAUCAUCCAGAAUAUCCAGACAAGUUCUGGGACUCACCCAGUCUCCUACCCAAUGAGGAUUGAGAUUCUUUCCUUGGCAACCAGAGCGUGAAGCCAGCCGCUCACCUCGACCUGGUUCUGAAGUUUAGAAUGGAUGGAGCUGUUCCUGUUUAGCUAAGCACCAGGCACAACUUUACCUCAUCUUUGAAACAGUUAUAGUACAUUUCUAAAGCAGUCCAAUGAUUAAGACCCAUUAUAUAUUGUGUAAUAUCAGCAUCAAAUCGUUGAUUAAACUUAAUAUGAUCGUGGCAAGUUUUUUGUUUGUGGAUUCGGGUAGGUGACAUUUGUAUCGAAAAACAACUGGUCAAUUGGAUAGUAUAUACAAGCGUAAUAGUGAGAUGAUCCGGAAAUGAAUUCCUUUUUUUUUACCAAAAAAAUUAAAACUGAAAAAAUCAGAAUUAUAAUGAGGCAUCAGAGAACAGGAGAGAACUUUGCCACCGCCUAAGUGAUGUAUGUUUUAUUUUUGCUACCUUAUAUAAUGGACAUGUUGAAUAGAGACUCAUUGCAUCACAGAAGUUGAAAGUUAUAUCCAUGCUCUUUAAUCAGAGAUAGUUAAAUGGUUGUGAGAUUUAAGGUUUUCAUGGCAGUAACAAUGAUGAUGAUCUUCUGGAUUUUGGUACCUUGUGGACUGAUCAGGAGAUGGCAACAUUUCAGAGAAACAUACUGUUUCCAUCUUCAAGGUUGGUUUGUAUCAAGACACUGAACUGCUAGGCAUUUGUUCACAAGAUGGAUUACAUAUCAAAAUCGUACAGCUUCAUGUGUCAAUGAACAUUUAUCAUAUGGUUACAGGGAUUUAAGCCCUUGAACCAAGGGGCUGCUAGCUUCAUUUAUGUAUAGGAUUUAAUCGCCUAGCGAUAUGAUACUGUGAUGCACAGUUGAUAAAUGUUAAAAUGAAAGGAGUUUAGUCUCAUUCAAAAAUUAUGUACAGAUCUACAACACUUCCUCUUGAACGUAUGAGUCCCAGGAGAUUGUACAAAGUUCAUUACAGAACAGUAAAUCCAACAAUUUUUUGGUGGGUGUCGUGCAAAUCAUCUGAAAAAUGAAUCAGAGAUUCAUCCUCCAAACGUGCAGAGGUGUCUCUUAAAUUACUGUAGUUGUGUUGUAUCUUUAUUCCCAUUUAAACUGAUAGAACCUAUUCAUUUCACCAAUUUGCUAUUGCGUGCUUUUAAAUGUAAAUAAAAGUGGAAGGCUGCGGUGAUGGUAACAGCAGUGGAUGGCAUGCGUCAGUUGAUUUAGUUUGCUAUAUAUACACACGUUUCAUAAUCAUGACAUGUUGAACAAGGUAAGGUGUUAGAUACUUUACCUUUAAAUGUAUUUUAUAUUUGAGUUACAUGAUUCAGAUGAUGAUUUUGAGAAGUACAUAAAAAUAUGUUUUUGGUUUAGAUGCACAGAUGAACAGAUACAGCUUAGAUCAAGCAUUUAAUUUUACUUUAAGUGAUUUUUUAAUGUAAAUAUUGUAGAGCUGGGGUAUCCAAGUCAGUAUAGUGACUAGCUACGGGCUGGAUGACGGGUUCGAUCCGUGUUGGGGGCGGAGGAUUUUCCCUAAAGCUUCUGUGUCCAGACUGGCUCUAGGGCCUGCCCAGCCUCCUGUCCAAUGGGUACCGGGGUCCUAUCCCAGGGGUAAAGCGUGGCCGUGGCAUGAUGCUGACUGCUCACCCCCAACUAGUGCCGAGGUCAAGAAUGAGCAGGAGCUAUACCACCUCCCCCCCCCAAAAAAAGAAAAAAGAAAAAAAAGAAACCUACAUGGCAUGUAGCAGGACUGCUUUACUCUUAUGUAAAUAUUGUUUUCUGAACCACUUUCAGGGUAUAAAGUGUUGAUUAGUAGAAAUUUAUUAAGAAAUGUAGACAAAAUAGGUGCAAAUAUUUCCAAUUCAUUUCCUGCUCCAUUAUCAGAAUCAAUGCAGAAAAGGUGGUUAGGAAAUAAAUAAACAUUGCUUACUGCACUUGGCUGUCAUUACGUGAAAUCUCAUGUUCUCGGUGGCAAAUAUGGAGAUGGCUGUCUUCUGGUAUAAGUUUACUGACAUCUCAGAAGUGCUUGCUGGUUCCGUUAUUGUCCUGAUGUUGGAGGCAGUAGGCACCUCUGAGGUAUCAAUGAACUUCUGUCAUACCGCACAGUAUAACAAUUCAGAAGACGACCAUCUUCUCGAUUGUCACUUUUGAUCUUCAAGUCAGGACUUGCAAAACAUUGAAAUGAAGUUGUUAACUAAUCUUAUUCCUGAAUUCUAGUAAAGUUUCCACCAGGUGUCUAAACACCAUACAUUAUGUAACAUGAAGAUCAGAAGCUAGUCGCUUGGUAUGUCCAGCUUCGUAAGACUACAGUAAAACAAUUAUGCAAUUAUGAGUUGGUUCUGUUAUAUGAAAAUAUCAAAUUCAGUAUUUCUGUGCAUUUGCUGUUAUAGAUGUCUUAUGUAACCAGUAAAAUAUUAGUUUUUGACAAACAUAUGCAUGUUCUACCCACAAGUAGUUUAAGUUUAUUAGGUUUCAAAUGCAAGCACUCGGAACAGACGUGUUUGAAUUACGUUAUUAAAUAAAUUUAGCUUCUUACAUAUUCUGAAUAGAACAAAGCUUACAUACAUAAUGUUUUAUUAAAAUGUUUUUGUCAUCGCUAUUGCAUAAUUCAGUGCAAUAUAAAGUCUCGAACAUGUUUCAUUGUUGUUAAUCAGAAGAGGUUGUUAGUUACAAAUUACAUUUAGAUAUUAAAAUUUGAGAUUAGUGUAAUAUGAAAAUACAAAAGUCUAUAAAGAUUUAUCAGAAACCUAAAUAAAUGUCAAGAUAAGUAAUAUUAAUAUUUUAAAGUUGAUAUCAUGAUUUUAAAUUCAAAUGAGGAUAUUAAUGGUUUAUUACAUAUAGUGUUUAAAAAAUCUGUGUUAAGAAAUUUGUAUAUUAAGUAUCAUUUUGCAUUUUUAUGAUUUGAACUCUAAUAUUGUGGCAUUUCAUGUUGUGAACAAACUGCAGUCAAACCUGCCAUAUAUUGUGUCAUCUCAAUUAAAAGGGUAAUUAUCUUCCCAAUAAUUUUAUAUUAGUUCAUCUUUUGUACAGAUUUUUAUUGUUCUAUGAUUAUGUAUUUUAAAUAUGUUUUUAUCUAUCCAUUCAUAUGCUUAUAUAUUUUUUUUACAAUUAUUCAGCAGUAUUCUGUAGUGUUAUAAAUUGAUUUGUAAAUUGCUGAAAAGUACUUAAACAUUAUAUGUUGCAAAUAUGAA
This is a messenger RNA of Zootermopsis nevadensis, 16320 nucleotides long. It is a transcript of the gene mv, whose product is annotated as lysosomal-trafficking regulator mauve. Gene Ontology annotation, molecular function: protein binding. The record is from RefSeq and is a predicted model, not a curated record. NCBI's taxonomy places the organism in Eukaryota, Metazoa, Arthropoda, Insecta, Blattodea, Termopsidae.